Messenger RNA from Drosophila arizonae, 912 nucleotides. RefSeq names its product TBP-associated factor 6 (gene Taf6). Lineage: Eukaryota; Metazoa; Arthropoda; Insecta; Diptera; Drosophilidae. Gene Ontology annotation, molecular function: protein heterodimerization activity; transcription coactivator activity; RNA polymerase II general transcription initiation factor activity. Gene Ontology annotation, biological process: RNA polymerase II preinitiation complex assembly; transcription initiation at RNA polymerase II promoter. The record is from RefSeq and is a predicted model, not a curated record. Gene Ontology annotation, cellular component: SLIK (SAGA-like) complex; transcription factor TFIID complex; SAGA complex.
AGUGUCCCACCUCUACCCAUCGCAAGUGGAUGGCAUAUACCGUUGCAGGGUGAAAAAAAUUGUUUAUUUAUCAAAAUGAGUAAUAAAGUGUUAAAAAGUAGUAGCCCUGCCAGCAGUAUGCUCUAUGGCUCCAGCAUAUCAGCCGAAUCAAUGAAAGUAAUUGCCGAAAGCAUCGGCGUGGGCUCCCUAUCCGAUGACGCCGCCAAAGAGCUAGCUGAAGAUGUUUCCAUUAAGCUGAAGCGAAUUGUACAGGAUGCCGCCAAAUUYAUGCACCAUGCCAAGCGGCAAAAGCUGUCGGUCAAAGACAUUGAUAUGUCGCUGAAGGUGCGCAAUAUUGAGCCACAAUAUGGAUUCAUGACCAAGGACUUUAUACCCUUCCGAUUCGCCUCCGGCGGCGGUCGCGAACUACAUUUUACAGAGGAUAAAGAGAUUGACUUAAACGAGAUCACAGCUAAUAGCUCAUUUAAAAUACCACUUGAUCUGACGUUGCGAUCCCAUUGGUUCGUUGUGGAGGGUAUACAGCCGACCGUGCCGGAAAAUCCACCACCCCUCUCCAAAGACUCGCAGCUCGUGGACUCUGUUAAUCCUGUCAUCAAACUAGACCAAGGCCUGAACAAAGAUGCCGCUGGAAAGCCAACCACUGGAAAAAUACACAAGCUUAAGAACGUCGAAACAAUACAUGUCAAACAGUUGGCCACGCAUGAGUUGUCGGUGGAACAGCAGCUGUACUACAAGGAGAUCACCGAAGCCUGCGUCGGAUCGGAUGARCCUCGUCGUGCCGAGGCGCUGCAGUCGCUCGGCUCUGAUCCGGGUCUCCAUGAAAUGCUGCCCCGCAUGUGCACCUUCAUUGCCGAGGGCGUUAAAGUUAAUGUUGUUCAGAAUAAUUUAGCACUUUUGAUUUAUUUGAUGCGC